UUCUCCAGCUCUUCCCGACACAGAUUUAAAUCUCCGUUCGUUGCCAGUUGAUCUCUGCACACAAAUAAUUGACGGGGAAAAUAUAAUCAACACUGUUAUAUUACCGAGGAAAACUGUGCAAAGGUAGGAGAGCUUUGUAAAGCUGAGAGGACCGUGGAAAGCUAUGGAAGUUCUGUAAAGCUAUGGAAGCUCUGUAAUGCGAUGGUGUGUGUUUGGCAGAGGGAGGUUUUUGGCUGGUUUUGGCAGUGAUGCGAGUUUUUUCUUUUAUCAUUUGAGUUGAGGCGGAGGAUUUGGUUUGAGUUCUGGGAAGCGGGGAUUUGUAGCUUGGAAUUUGCUUUGUUUGGCCACAAUGCUGCGGCAGGGGAGUUUGCUGGCAGUGUUGGUGGCGCUGCUGGUGUUUGUUGCGCAGGAGAGCGGAGUCUCUUGUGACCGUGCGGCUAGGGUUUUGCGCGGAGUGAGCUCCGGAAGAGUGUGGAAGACUUUGAAAGGUCAAGAACCUGUAGUCAUAGCUCGGGGUGGACUGUCAGGACUUUUUCCUGAUCACACAUCUUCUGCGUAUCAAGUGGCAUUGAAUAAUAGCCUUCCCAAUGUUGUAUUCUUCUGUGAUCUACAAUUAACCCAAGAUGGUGGAAACAUAUGCCGCACAGAUCUAAGUCUGGAGAACAGUACAAAUAUUGCAGAUAUUUUUAAGGAUCGGAAAAAUACUUAUAUGGUUAAUGGAAAAAAUAUCACAGGAUGGUUUGCCAUUGAUUUUACUGCUGAAGAAAUUCUGAGCAAAGUUUUGGCAAAACAAGCACUUUCGUCUCGCCCCUCUGCAUUUGAUAAUUUACCAGUGCUUCCUGUAGAAGGGGUGGAUGUUCUUAGUCCACCUGCUCUGUGGUUGAACAUACAGUAUUCUAAGUUUUAUGAGGAGCACAAUUUAAGCACCAUACAGUACGUUCUAUCUGCAGCAAAAAGUAUUAGCUUUGAAUAUAUUUCUUCGCCGGAGGUGGACUUUUUAAGAAGAAUUAGAAGAGGGCUGCGGAAGAGCAAGUCAAAGUUGGUACUGAGGUUCCUGGAUAAGAAAGAUAUUGAACCAUCAACAAAGCAAGCAUAUGGCACCCUGUUGAAUAAUUUAACCUUGCUGAAGAGCUAUGCUUCUGGAAUUCUAGUUCCCAAAGAGUACAUUUGGCCUCUUAGUGAGGGUUAUAUAAAUACACCCACUACUCUAGUGCAAGAUGCCCAUAAAGCAGGGCUAGAAGUUUAUGCUUCUGAUUUUGCAGUUGAUGAAUUUGGUAUGAGCUAUAACUAUAGCUAUGAUCCAGUAAAAGAGUAUUUGCAGUUCGUGGACAAUCCAGAAUUUUCUGUAGAUGGUGUGCUAACGGAUUUCUCUGUAACAGCAUCAGAGGCUAUAGCUUGCUAUGCUCACAACAAGAAAAAUAUAUCAUCCAUCUCAGGAAAGCCACUUAUCAUAUCAAACAAUGGAGCUAGUGGGGAUUUCCCAGGUUGUACAGAUCUAGCUUAUCAGGCAGCUAUUAAAGAUGGUGCUGACUAUAUUGAUUGUUCUGUACAAAUGACAAAUGAUGGUUUUGCUAUUUGUAGAGAAUCACCAGAUUUAAUUGCUAGCACAAAUGUGCUAUCAGAUUCAUCAUUUUAUCCUUCACAUCUGAAAGAGGUUUCUGAUAUUCAGAAAGACAAAGGCAUCUUCACAUUUAAUAUGAUGUGGAAGGAAAUUCAAGCAUUGAAGCCACAAAUUGUCUCCCCUUUUGCCAACGAUUAUGGUCUGCUCCGUAAUCCUGCAUAUGCAAAUGCAGGACAGUUCAUGACACUAUUCGAUUUCCUCAAAUUUGCAAAGAGUCAAGCAAAUGUUGGUGCGCUGAUUAAUAUACAGAAUGCACGGUACCUAGCAAAGCAGGGUCUUGAUGUUAUAAAUGCAACUAUAGCAGCCUUAGAAAAGGCUGGCUAUGGCAAUAUGACUGAUAAAGUUAUGAUACAAUCUGAGGACAGUGCUGUUCUGCACAAGUUCCGGCAACAGACAACUUACAAGCUUGUUUACCAAAUAAACUUGGAUGUUUCAGUGCCAGACUCCACCAUCAAGGAGAUUAAAGGAUUUGCUGAUGGUGUGACAUUAGCCAGGGCCAUAGUUCUCACUUCGUCUGAGUUUUUCCUGAUGGAUGCUGAAAAUGUUGUAAGCCGGAUGCAUCUCAACAAUCUCACUGUGUUUAUAUUUCGUUUGAGGAAUGAGUAUCCAACUCUAGCAUUUGAUUAUUUUUCGGAUUCAACAAUGGAAAUCAAUACCUUUGUAAAUGUUGCGAAACCAGAUGGCCUGUUUACUGAAUUCCCAGCAACUGCUAAUGCAUACUUGAAGAAUACUUGUCGUCAACCUACAAGGAACAGUGAAUAUUCAAUGUUUUUGGUUGAACCUGGGGCACUCUUAGCUGCCAUGCAACCUGCAGUGGUACCUCCACCGGCUCUAGCCCCAGCUUUUACAGAUGUAAUAGAUCCUCCAUUGCCAUCAGUUUCUGUGGCAUCUCCAACCCCAGCUUCAACACCUUCACAAAAUUCUACAUCAGCCAAGAGUGGCCAGCCAAACAAUUCCUGCCAUUUUACUGCCACUAUGGUAUUCAGUUGCUUCAUACUUGCACUUAUAAAUUGGAACUGAGAAUCAAUUCGCACAGCAUUCUCCUGUAUUAACAUUUGUAACAAUGUUUAUCCUGUGAGCUGCCUUUGAUUAAAAUGGAACUUUUGAUUUCACAUGGCUUAUGAUUCUUUGAUUUGCCAUUAUCUUUCGGCGGACAUUCUUACAGAAUUAUCUACACCUUAUCUUUUCAAUUUUAUGUUUUGAGUUUUAGUACUGCUGCCAAAUAUGGUCUCUCAUAUCUGCAGCCUGUCAAUAUACAAGCCACUGUCAUUAAGUUCAAAUAUGCUGCUGUAUUUAUAUUUUGGAGGUAUAUCGUUCACCCUAAAGUUUGUAGGGUUGCCAUUUGUUCA
Messenger RNA from Cryptomeria japonica (Japanese cedar), 2970 nucleotides. RefSeq names its product glycerophosphodiester phosphodiesterase GDPDL7. Gene Ontology annotation, molecular function: glycerophosphodiester phosphodiesterase activity. Gene Ontology annotation, biological process: lipid metabolic process. The transcript is spliced from 9 exons. Bases 350 to 2641 code for a protein of 763 amino acids. Lineage: Eukaryota; Viridiplantae; Streptophyta; Pinopsida; Cupressales; Cupressaceae. The record is from RefSeq and is a predicted model, not a curated record.